GUCGCAAGUAAAGCUGCUAGAGUACUCCAUGGAAACGAGUCCGCGGACGGAGUUUUGUUUACACUCCUGGGGAGCAAACAGCUACGGGCAGCUGGGACAGGGACAUGUGGAGGACCAGUCAGCCCCCCGGCUCGCAGACAUCACUCCUCUUCAAAACACGGCUGUCCGGGCUGUCCGGGCUGUUAGCGGCGGCGGAGGUCACUCCGUGGUUAUCACCGAGAAUGCCGAGGUGUUUGUGUGCGGACAGAAUCACAGAGGACAGCUGGGACUUGGACACUGUGUAGACAUCCUCACUUUUCAGCUGUGCUGCAGCCUGAGCCAGAGGAUCACAAAAGUAGCCUGUGGUUGGGAUUUUACUCUUCUCCUCACUGAUUGUGGUCAAGUGUUUGCAUGUGGCUCCAAUGCAUUCGGACAACUGGGUGUCGGCGAGACAGUCAAACAUUCUUCAGAACCUCUGGUUGUUGAGGUGAGCAAACGAGAGAGUCUGAAGGAGUCAGUGGUGAGUGUAGCAGCAGGACUCAGACAUUCAUUGGCUGCUUCUGACUCAGGCUGUGUAUACCAGUGGGGGCGUGGUCUUUGCAGUCACGCUAAGAGAGCCCUGAGUCCACAUCCUGUCCCAUCACACCUUAACUCCACAGUGCCCUCUGUAGUACCAGGUCUGGAUCAGAAGACACACAUGGUGUCAGCAGGGUCAGUGCAUUGUGUGUGCCUCACAGGAGACGGUGAUGUUUUUCUUUGGGGAAGCAACAAACAUGGCCAGCUGGCCAGCACAGAGCCUUUCCUGUCCUCUCCCUCUCUCAUGAAGCGCUCACUUCUGGGUGGAGAAAAAGUUGUCCAUGUGUGGAGUGGCUGGACCCAUAUAGUUGCUCAAACAGAGACUGGGAGAGUGUUCACAUGGGGCAGAGGAGAUUAUGGACAGCUUGGCCAAAACAAAACAUCAUCCAUUCAGAACCCUGAGCAGGAGUCAGUGGGUCCUUCAGCUGGAGGUCCAAACAAGAAGGCUUUCCUGCCCACAGAGGUUAAAGCACUCCAUGGAGCGGCGCAGAUUGCCUGUGGAUCAGAACACAACCUCGCCAUUGUUGGGGGGAGUCUCCUCUCCUGGGGCUGGAACGAACAUGGGAUGUGCGGAGACGGUUCACAGACCGACGUCCUUCAGCCACAGCUCGUUUCUGGGCUCAAACCUCUUCUCAUUGGCUGUGGAGCUGGACACUCUAUGGCAGUGUGUGCUGAGAUGACUGACUCAAGACAAAACUCUGCAAUGAUUCCACUUCAGAGACAUUGAAACAGGAUAAUAUAUUCAGCAUGUUGCACUUGGAGAAAAGAAAAACAGAAUGCAUUUUUGAGUGUACAUAAUUCUACUUGAUUUAGUUUUAAAAAUCAGUGGCUCAGCCUGCAUACAGUUACUUUGAGUGCCUUUAAAAUUACAGCAUUUUCCAUCUUCUAAGAGGCCACCUGAGCUCUUUGAAACGUCCGACUCAAAUUGCAGUUGUCAUAAAUGUUGCUUUGUGCUUGGACACAGGCUGAGUUAUGUCAAAUGAGGACAGAUGCCAUCAUUUUUCUGGCCAGCCCAUCACUUUGAUGGACAUGACGAGGGACAAUAGCUUUGCAGGACAUGGCCAAUGCUUAUGGCUCCUCGGCCACCUGCCAUGUUUGUCCUCCUGAGUGAGGCUGUUAUGGACCAUGUGAAGGAUAGGCUAGUCUGGUGCUAUAGCUCCAUCUUCCCCAUGUCAGCUGUUUUAUUGCUGUGAUCUUGAGUGUCAGGAGGCAGUCAAUCUCUGCACUUCAUACUGAAAAUACAUCGGCCAUCUUGUGAUUUACCACUAACAUGCUUUUCACUUUUCUGGAAACUGUCCAUCAAUAUUUUGUGUCCUUGUCGGUCUGUGUCAGACUCUUUUGAUCUUCUGUUUGUCCUAUUUGCAACACUUUCACACUGUACACCUUAAUCCCUCUUGGGGGAAGUUCGGUCAGCCAUGUUUGACCCGGCUUGCAUAUUUAUGAGCUGUGGGCGCCCGCAGUGCAGCAAACGGGGAUCGACUGUAGGUCUGAAGCCAUUGCUCCUCAAGGGUAAUGGCAGGAAAUAGAAUGGCUAAUGGAUUAUAGUUCUGCAAUUUAAUUCUAUAUAUUUUUGGGGAUUUUAUUGAUUUUAUUAUGCAAUUCAAUAUAAAAAAAAAAAACAUUCACAUCUCUGAAAUGAUGCAUUAAUGGAAUUUAAAUUAAAAGUGCUUUUACCUGGAUUAGAUUAAAAAAAAUCAACACUCACUGAAAAAAGAUAAAUUCUGUGUUUUUUUAUUUAUCACUAUUUAUUGUACAAGCCUGAACUGUAUUUGUCAAAAAAGACACAACAAACCAAUCAAAACGAUCACUGAACACCUUAUUGAGAUAACUAACCACAAAAUACAGUGUUCAAAACACACACUCUGAAGUCUCACUAAACGGCUACAUUAGUUGCCUCUUUGUUGUGUUAUUGAGUCAUUCAUUGAUAAUAGCUUUUUGUAUAUAUGUUUGUGUGUGUGUGUCUAUGCGUGUAUAGGUGUGGCUGACAUUGAGCAGCACACUGUCCCAACAUCUGUGCUCCGCUCUUUUGGCAGAUUCCGAGCUGCUGUUCCUGACUGCACACUGAUCUUAGUCGGCUGUUGGCAGUGUGUUUGCACUUGUUUGGUAAGAAGUUGGUCCCUUGUUACUAACUUUUCUACACAAACAAUGAAGUUGUAAUUUGAACUCAAUGGCUCUGAUUUGAUAGUAGGUAUGACCCUUGCUUUUCUGUAGAAACUGCUGCAUGUGGUGGGCCUUUUUGUCUGAUAACUUGUUUUCAACAGCUGAUGACUAAUUUGAAAUAAAUAAACAUUUAUUCACAAAGAAAAAACAAAUUUGCAUAAAAGAGGCACUUGUCCAGUAAAGUGAGUGUAAUGAUUUAGCACUGGUAAGUAUUACAGACUAAUACAUUUGCCUGUGUGCAGUAAAAGAACAAUAAUCCAAUUUUUCAUGAUUGUCAAUUAAAAUGUAAAUACGACGAGUUUACAUAUUUUCUGCAUAAGACGAUAAUGUAAUCAAAGUGUAGCUACAUUUAAGGAUAUGUAAACAUUCAUUAGAGUUCACUAUCUGUUAUUAAGUUGUGCAUAAACUUAAUUAGUAUUUGCAUUUAAAAUAUUCACCAAUUUCUAGAAGUUCACAUUUUUUAAUGCCUCAAUAGUACAUGGAAAGUGUGGUGUUUGAGUAUGACCUUAUUCUUUUUUUGUGGAUGUUAUCUCUUGGAUGCCAGAAAACAUACCAAAGAAAUGUUAAAAAAUUGUCUGGUGCAAAACAGUGCAAAAGUCUACAAAGAUGUGACCAUGACAGUCCAAAGUUAACAAUUUGUUUUCAACUCUUUAGUCUGGCUGACGUGACAAGUGACAGGUUUUUGCUUGAGUAGUGGGGUGUAGGGUUGGUGAUAAAGAUCGGAGCAACAUUUUUUUUUUUUUCUUGAAACAGAAGAAAGCACACAAAUAUUUGAUGAUCGCUCAAAAAACAUUGGAACACACAACUUCAGCACACAAAGAAGCAGAUAUACAGCACUGGCACACAACAAAAAUAGGCACACAAAAAUUACAACACAGUAACCAGUCACAGAAACUGAGCUACAUAAGGCUUGACAACAAAACUUCCUCAGUGCUACAACUAUGCUGAGUUUGUGAUGCACAGGUUGUCACUGUCACACCCAAUUUAAAAAUACUAAGUAAUACACACAACAAUGCUAUAACACUAUCAGGUGGGUGAUGGGUCUUUAUGGGUCAUACACAUAGUGGUAGGUACACCAUGGUUCAUAACACAAACUGACUCUGUUGGUUGUCUGCUCCGGUGCUGUCGCUGGGUCUCUAAAAACAUAUAAAAAAAACAGUAACAAAAAUAAAUUAUUACACAAAUUAUGUAUAAUGGCGGAAAGUGAUGUUGAUGAUGUACACCGCUGAGGUGCAGGUAAAGGUGGGAAAUGACACUAGCUUGGAGGGUUGAGAAAAUGUGCUCCGUUAGUUCCUCAUGGUAAACCACGGGUUUACCAUGUAAGUCCCAUGCUUAGCCAAGGCAUCAGACAACGAUGUACUGUCUGUGUGCUGAGGUUGGACUCUUAGUCGGUCAAUAAACAUGCCCAAUCAUGCUGUUUUACAGGUUGAUGUACAGUAGUUUGUCAUUGUCAUGCGUUUGUAUACUCGGCGUCAUGCUCUCACAGUCACCUUGUUUUUUUUAAUGCUCUCUUUGACCUGAGCACAGUGGGUCAAACAGCAGUUGGAAGCACUAGCUGUAAGCUAGUGGGAAAAGGAAGUUGUAUGUAUGCAUGUGCAGUAGAAUAAAAACGGAGUCUAUAUGCUUAUUGUGUAUAAAAUUUAUUUCAUGCAAGGACUUAUUUUUACAUAUUUUAUUUGAAUACUUUUCUGUUGCAUAAAUGUAAAAUACAUGCAUUUACCUUUCCCCAAGUAGACCCACAUCCCACACUGUGUUGUGUUAAUUUUUUUUUUUCUUCCCAUUGAAUUGCAUGACCAUAUAAUUCACCUGCAUCUGUUCACAUCAAAUUUUCACAAUUUUUUUUUUCUUCAAAUAUAUAACGUCCAUUAGUUACCACAGAGACAUAACUCGAAAAAAG
Messenger RNA from Labrus bergylta (ballan wrasse), 4612 nucleotides. The record is from RefSeq and is a predicted model, not a curated record. Lineage: Eukaryota; Metazoa; Chordata; Actinopteri; Labriformes; Labridae.